AGAUGAAUCCUUAUAGCUGAAUGGAUCGUUACAAUUGGGUUACUACAAUUUUACUCUUAAGGACAACUUUUUGACCUCCAAGUGGAAUGAAGGGAAAGAAAGAGGAAUUGCAUUUUGCCAAGGCAGGUGUUAACAGCUCCAAUCUACAGAUGAGAAAACUGAGGUUCUGAGAGAUGAAGUAACCUUCCCAAGAUCACAUAGCAACACCAGCCUAAGGAGAGCUCCCAGAACUGGAGGUGGUGAGGUGCUUAUGAGCCUAGAGUAAUUAAAGAUUUUGAGGUGUCAACAAAGCAGUUUAUUCCCACCAGCCCCUGAACCGCGCCUUAGGCGCCCUACCUGGCCAAUCACGUGCGACGCCCUCCUCUUCUUUCCUCUAAGCAGUCAGAGAUGGACAGCGGGUGAAGGAGAGGAGGAGGAAGAGGACUUCCGCCUGAGGCGGCGCAUUGUGUAAAGCGCCUUGCGGUGCAAAGUGCACAAGCUUCGGAGUCGGUACAGUGAACGUCCUGGGAGGAGCCCCAGGACACAACCCGGACCGCAGGACCAAGAUGAUCUCAAUACACAGCCUCUCCGAGCUGGAGCGUCUGAAGCUGCAAGAGACUGCUUACCACGAACUCGUGGCCAGGCAUUUCCUCUCUGAAUUCAAACCUGAAAGAGCUCUACCUAUUGACCGUCCAAACACCUUGGAGAAGUGGUUUCUGAUUCUGAGAGGACAAGAGAGGGCGGUAUCACUCAAGACGUUUGGCAUUCGACUGGAAGAGGUGCUGGUGAACGAGCUUACCCGCCGCAAGCAACUUGAACUGAGAGCCACGAUGCAGAUUGAAGAAGCCACCCGUCAGGCUGCGGGCCGUCGUCGGGGAAACGUGGUGCAAAGGAUGUUUGGCCGCAUCAGGCGCUUUUUCAGUCGCAGGCGGGCUGAGCCCUCCUUGCCCCGGGAGUUUACUCGCCGUGGGCGUCGAGGUGCAGUCUCUGUGGAUAGCCUGGCUGAACUGGAGGACGGGGCCCUGCUGCUGCAGACCCUGCAACUUUCCAAGACUUCCUUUCCAAUUGGCCAGCGACUUCUGGGAUCCAAAAGGAAAAUGAGCCUCAAUCCGAUUGCCAAGCAAAUCCCCCAGGUUGUUGAGGCUUGCUGCAGCUUCAUUGAGAAACAUGGCUUAAGCACAGUGGGGAUUUUCACCCUGGAAUAUUCUGAGCAGAGAGUGCGUAAGCUCCGUGAAGAAUUUGAUCAAGGUCUGGAUGUAGUGCUGGAUGACUCUCAGAACGUGCAUGAUGUGGCCGCACUCCUCAAGGAGUUUUUCCGUGACAUGAAGGACUCUUUGCUGCCAGAUGAUCUGUACAUGUCCUUCCUCCUGACAGCAACUCUGAAGCCACAGGAUCAGCUUUCUGCCUUGCAGUUGCUGGUUUACCUGAUGCCACCUUGCCACAGUGACACCCUGGAGCGUCUCCUGAAGGUCCUGCAUAAGAUCACUGAGAACUGCGAGGACUCCAUUGGCAUUGAUGGACAGUUGGUUUCAGGCAAUCGUAUGACUUCCACCAAUUUGGCUUUGGUGUUUGGAUCUGCUCUCCUGAAGAGGGGGACGUCUGCCAAGAGGGAGUCCAGGAAAACAAAACUGGGGAUUGACCACUAUGUUGCUUCUGUCAGUGUGGUCCGUGCCAUGAUUGAUAACUGGGAUAUCCUCUUUCAGGUGCCUCCCCAUAUUCAGAGGCAGGUUGCUAAGCGUGUAUGGAAAUCCAGUCCUGAAGCCCUUGAUUUUAUCAGACGCAGGAAUUUGAGGAAGAUCCAGAGCGCACGGAUAAAGAUGGAAGAGGAUGCUUUACUUUCUGAUCCAGUGGAAAACUCUGCUGAAGCCCGGGCUGCUGUCCUUGGUCAAAGCAAGCCCUUUGAUGAAGGUUCCUCUGAGGAGCCAGCUGUGCCUCCCGGCACUGCCCGUUCCCAUGACGAUGAUGAAGGAGCGGGUAACCCCCCCAUUCUGGAGCAAGACCGCCCAUUGCUCCGUGUGCCCCGGGAGAAGGAGGCCAAAACUGGCAUCGGCUACUUCUUUCCUUAGAUGUUUUUCCUUCUAUAUGGUGCCAGACAGGGGGAAAGGGUGGGGGUAGACCUGGGAUGUCACAGGAAACAUUAAGGAGAGUCUUGAAGGUAAAGAUCUGAGGGUAAGAAGGAGUUCCACCUGAUGCUCGGGUCAGGCUGUGAAUUCCAAACACACUGCCAGCCCCUUUCCUGGGGAUGCUCGGUCCCUUCAGCUGGUAAAAGUGGAGAUGUUUCUGUGUCAUGCUCAGGCGCCCUGGUGCUACCUUGCCUCUCUCUUUUACCCCUGAUCCUGGCUUUCCCUUACUACAGCUGUUCCUUUAAUUGAUGUGACAUUUGUGGUAAACACCUGUCGCAGAGAAGCUCACAAAUCUCGAGGUGCUUUCCCUCCCCCAAAGAGGAUUGCAUGCUUUUCCUGACUUUCCUACCCUCCUCCUAAGAGCUCAAUUGGAAAGGCCCUCAAGAGGCAUGCUAGGAUGUUAGGUCAGCCUACUGACAGCUGACAAUUAAUGCUAAACCAUGUCACACCAACUCAUAGCCGUGUCCCCGCAGCCACUCCACCGCCUCAGGAUAAUUUUGUCCAAAUUAUUUAGACCAAUGGCUCGUCAAACAGCCACUCCCCAAAUCCUGAGAAACCCAACUAGCUUUUCUGGGGUCAAAAGUUAGAGGAAAAAAAUUGAUUUUAUUACCUAGAUCUGUUUUACAGAUAGCUGGCAGCCACAUCCUGUUGUCAGCAAAACAGCUAGUUAGGUACAAACACAUAGUUCCAAGCAGUAAAAGUCACCUGAUUACAAAUGUUCUUAAAUAUCGUCUCUGUAGUUCCUCUAUGCAGGACGGUACAAAUUUGCGGGACAUGCUCUGGUAACACACAGAUAUGGGUUAUGUAUGACAUCCAAAAUUAUAGCUGUUAUUGAGGGGUAACAACUGCUAAGGUCCAUAGAAUGAAGAAUGUAUUGUAUUGAGGGUUAGAAAUUGAUCACACAAUGGGUAACAACCGCAGAGCUCGAAGAUUUGUGAUUGUUAAAACUUCUCUGGCAUUUAAUCAUUAAUAAACAUCGUAUUGUGA
Molecule: messenger RNA, 3089 nt
Organism: Globicephala melas (long-finned pilot whale)
Lineage: Eukaryota; Metazoa; Chordata; Mammalia; Artiodactyla; Delphinidae
Gene: ARHGAP36
Product: Rho GTPase activating protein 36
Biological process (GO): signal transduction
Source: RefSeq, a predicted model, not a curated record